Molecule: messenger RNA, 2487 nt
Organism: Beauveria bassiana ARSEF 2860
Lineage: Eukaryota; Fungi; Ascomycota; Sordariomycetes; Hypocreales; Cordycipitaceae
Product: topoisomerase II-associated protein PAT1
Exons: 1
Coding region: 1-2487 (828 amino acids)
Biological process (GO): P-body assembly; deadenylation-dependent decapping of nuclear-transcribed mRNA
Cellular component (GO): P-body
Molecular function (GO): RNA binding
Source: RefSeq, a predicted model, not a curated record
AUGUCAUUCUUCGGUUUCGAUACAAGCGGUCACAACGCUGCUGCGCCGGGCUUCUCUCAAGCUCAUGAUCCCUUUGCUGGUCUCUCCGGUGGCAAUACCGGUGCCGACGAUGCACUUGACUUUGAAGAUACUUACGAUGGUCUUGGCGAUCAGCUUGACGAUGCUGACGAUGCAUUCAACGACGACACCUUCGGCGGUGACAGUGGUGGUGGUGAUGUAGUCGCAGCACCGAAGGUUGGCAAAGACUUCGACUUCUUCGGUCAGACUGCCAAGGUUUCCGAUGCAAUUGAGGAAGAGCACCUCCGUUUCAACCGCCAGCAACCGACCGCCAGGUCUAAUGUUCCUCAGGGUCACACUGCUCAGCCUCCCUCUGACCCUCAUCUUGCUCCCCAGCAGCAACAACAGCAGCAGUACCAGCAGCAAUACCAACAUCAGCAGUACCAACCAGAACAGUAUCGUCAAGCGCCUGCCCGCACUGGCUAUGAAAAGUAUCAUGUUGCAGAACCCAUUCCGGAUCUACAUGUCGACCAGAGCAUUUGGGGCAUUGGCCCUCCCAAGGCCGCUCCUGCUCCCGAGACGUCAUCAAAGAGCCGCAAAAUUCUGAGCCUGGAAGAGGUUGAGGCGGCUAUGCGAUCUGAAUCCAAUCCUGCCGCUCAUGCGCAGCAGCCCGCUCCCGCCCAGCAGUCUACUCACGUAUACCCACAGGCGAAUACCGGCUACUACCCCGGACAGCCGCAGAUGCCUCCUUCCCCGGCGCAGUAUCACCAACAAGGGCCUCCACAAGGGCAGCCUGUUACUAUUCUUCAGCGCCCUCAGUCUGGGCAGGAGCCUCCUCAUCAGCGCCAGAUUCUUACCGAGGAACAGUUCCUGCGCCAGCACGCCCAUCCGACACAAAUACUGCAGAACCCAAACAGGCUCUCCGGUGAUGCUCAGCGUGCCGCUUUUAUUGGUCAACAGCAUGGAAGAACCCCCAGCGGUCCCGGCCCUAUGCAGCAUUUGUACAAUCAUCCUCAGCUUUCUGGCAUGUCCGAGGAUGAAAAGGCAGCCUUCUUGGAUCAAGAAACCAAACGCGCCAAGCGCAACCACAAGAUUUGGCUUCUGUCGAAGGAUAAUGGCGUAAUGACUCCUCAGGACAAAAACUUUAUCACUCGCAUCCAGCUGCAGCAGCUAAUUGCUGCUACCGGUAACCCUGCUGAGCAGUCUGGCGACACUUCUAUAGCUGAGGACUUUUAUUACCAAGUCUACAGCCACAUCCGUGCCGGACAGAGACAAAAUCCUAGCCAGCCUCUUAGCAACUUUGCCCAAACUUACCUGUUUCAGACUGGCAGCCGCCACGGACCGCGUCGGCACGGCCGCCCGGCUGAGAACCACAUUCAGCGCAUGGAGCAACAGGUCCAGAGAGCUGUCGAGGCCGCCAAGAACAAGCCCAAAAACCCCCAGCUGGUGAUUGCUGGUAGUCUUGGUAAAAUUUCGUUCAGCAACGCCAAGACUCCUAAGCCUCUCCUCAACAUUCAAAGAAAGGAGACUGAGUCCCCUCGGCCUACUACCGGUCGAAACCCUGAUACUGGCCCCAACCGCAAGACCAUUCUGCGUAACGUUGAGCGUGUCUAUGAUACUCUCAUGAAGCUCGAAGACCACGUCAGAGUCCUUCCUCCUCCCAGCCAUGGCCCUGCCGAGCCCGAGUUGGAAGCGAGGCACCGCGAAUGGACUGCCGAGCUUGAGGCUCUCAAUGGCAAACUCUGGGAAGAGCUCAAGGUUCACGAACCCAUUGGCGCUACCGUGCCUCACCCUUUCAUCGCCUUCUUAUCUUGUGCUAAAGGUAAGAAGGCCAUUCCUCGCAUCUUUCCCCAUCUCAGCUUCGAGCAGCGCACUACCAUCUUAACUAUGAUUGUGUACCACCUUGAUCAGCUUGAUGUGGUUCAGGGAGCCGCUGUUACCGAUGACGAUACCACUCUCAACUCGAGAAUGCGCGAGAAUAUUGAGCUUUUCCUUUCGACUGUCAUGCCAUCACUCAUGCAAUACUUCAACGAUACUGGUCUAGAUAUCGUCGAUGGCGUUCUCAACCUGAUUGCCACCAAGCUGAACCUGGAUCUGAUCGCCAGAACACGCAUUGGUGUCUCUAUGCUCACUCUGAUUCUGAGCCGAUCUGUUCUGCUCAAGCAGACCAAUGCUGGAAGCGCCGAGCAAUGGGAGAAGUGGGAGCAGACUUUUGAUAUCCUUUUCGGGCGUCUUGAGUCCUCGCUUCCCUACAUGUUUCCGGGCAGCGUUAACGCCGGCAUUGACGUCUAUGUAUGGCAGUUCCUUGCUGCUAUGGGUGUCAGUGCGAACCACGACCAGCAGACGCGCCUGGUCCUGGCUGUCAAGGACCGUGUCCUCGACACCGUCUCCUUGUCCAAGACUCUGCCACCUGCCAUGGCCACUGAGCGCCUGGCCAGUGUCAACCUGUUCAUGAGAGCCAUUGGCCUCGAUGUGGAACUCUUGCAGUGA